This is a messenger RNA of Chlorocebus sabaeus (green monkey), 922 nucleotides long. The record is from RefSeq and is a predicted model, not a curated record. Lineage: Eukaryota; Metazoa; Chordata; Mammalia; Primates; Cercopithecidae.
UUGUGUGCAGAGGAAGAUGUAGUUCUUGCCUUGCAGGGUCCCUGACCUGAUGGCGACCCGUGGUGGAGUCUUCAUAGUGACAGACACCACUGUAAAAGCAGACCCAGGCUGUGCAACCCCCAAAGCAGGUCUCCUCACUCACCAGGAUAGAUAGACUAUUAGCCCCAAUUCCUCAGCCCUACCUGCACCCACCGCUUGCCAUGGUUUCGUUGUGGGUGGAGGGUACUUUCCCGCCCCCUGACUUCGGGCUUGCCCACGUGGCUUGCACUAGCCAUGGAAUGAAGCAGAAACGAAAGCCUGCCAGUUCCAAGCCCACGUCUGAAGACGCCUUAGGCCGUUCCGCGGGCCCCGUGCGCUUCCACCUUCACCCAGAAACCCUUCUCUGGUGCAGCCGCUGCUUCUUCAGCCUCGGCCCAGAAGGAACGGAGCCCCCUGGCCGAUCCGCAGGCCUUCAGGGAGCCGCAGAGCGCAGCGGCCGGCCCAGCGUUGAAGCCCAAGCACAGGCCUGCUAGAACCUUGUUCCAGCCGCCGUUUGCGAUGGUUGAUUAGGACGCGUUGCUGUGGCGGUAGCUCACCAACCCAAUGCGUGCACCCGCUCCUUUAUUAGGUAUAGGGCAAGUGGCUCCCACAGGGACCUGAUACAACAGUGCGUUAAAUAAGGAGCUUAUUGAGCUCUCAUGUCUUAAGUCGGUGGAGAAGUCCAGGGCUCGUGUGGGGGCUCCGGCGGGGUCUGUGGCCCCCAUCCGCGUGGAACCUCCCCACGGUUCGCAAGUCUGGGUCUUCGGAGCCUUCAGCCCUGCGAGCCCAAACAGUCCACAGGGCGGCGCCAGACCCUCUUUCGAAAGCCACUCUCUAAAGCCUCAGCUCCAACCGCUUCCACUUCUGCUUCAGGCCCAGGAUUUUUCACUCUUCUGGAAUGGGG